Aspergillus uvarum CBS 121591 is the source of this 1496-nucleotide messenger RNA. Its product is annotated as HSP20-like chaperone. The transcript has a single exon. The record is from RefSeq and is a predicted model, not a curated record. The coding region runs from base 351 to 1496 and encodes 381 amino acids. Gene Ontology annotation, biological process: protein folding; response to heat; response to hydrogen peroxide. NCBI's taxonomy places the organism in Eukaryota, Fungi, Ascomycota, Eurotiomycetes, Eurotiales, Aspergillaceae.
GGAAGAUGCUUUGGGCUGCGGUCGGGGGGUAGAAUGUCCGGCCGGGGUUGUAGCCCAACAAUGGCACGCAAUUGACAACUCGGGGGUUAGGAUGUCCGACAUUGUCCGCCAUCAAUGAAUUUGACGGCGCCACAGAUCCACAGCAACCAAAAUGUGGCAAACUCAAUCGCUGUAUAGAAUCCAUUGGGUAAUCCGGUUGCCUGGAUUGGAACUAUAAAAGGCAGGCAGCGAGUAUGGUUUCAUGUCCCCAUCAACCUACCAAUCUACUAGCUACAGCCAACUGUCGUGCAGCAUCAUCCCCCCGUUCAAUCGUACCCCAUCCUGUCUUCCUUUGACUUCAAAAGAUAACCAUGGCCAUCCGAUCCCUUAACCCGAACUUCCCGGCCUGGGGCUUUGCCGCCAACGCAGAAGAACCGGGCUCAACUCACCCAUGGGCGUUGCAACACAGCCACCCCUACCCAUCACCCUGGGCAGCACCGGACGGGGACGGGGACGAAACCCACGAGGCCAGUGGUCCACGCAAGCCAUACCCCUACCCCGGGCCGGCCAAGGGACACCCACCAUACACCUUCCCCGGCGCACUCGAGGGCCGAAAGCCAUACCCGUUCCCCGGGUACGCGCAGCAGCCGCACCCCUACCCCGGCCCUCUCCCAUGGCACCAGCCACACUCCUACCCGGGCCCGGCGGAAGGUCGAAACCCCUACCCUUGGCCCUGGGGGGACGACGGUGAGAAGCCCAAGCCCAAGCCCAAGCCGUUCCCGCGCAAGCCGUACCCCUACCCGGGACCCGCCGAGGGCCACAAGCCGUACCCGUAUCCGGGUCCCAUUCCCUGGCGACAGCCUUACCCGUCCCCGUGGGGCGACGACGACGACAACAACGACGAUGACGAUGACAACAAAUGCCAGCCCGGGUUCCCGCGCCAGCCGUACCGAUUCCCGGGUGUGCAACCACACAAAGCAGGCGGAUUUCCUUAUCCGCAGCCGCCAGACACGUUCCCCGGGCUUCAGCAGGGUGGACCCAGUAGGCGAGGAUGGGGUGCGAAUGGUUCCAGUGCACGGGGCGGCUUCGACGCUCCCCACCACCCCUGGACCUUCCCCUACCCCAACCAGCCACCCUACAAGUUCCCCGGUGUCAGAUCCAAUAAAUACCAACCGGACGUGGACGUGUUCGACACCCCCGAGGCUUUCGUGAUUCACGUGCCUCUCCCGGGCGCGAAGAAGGAAGAUAUCGAGGUCAGUUGGGAUCCCAAGGCUGUGCAGCUUGGUAUCUCGGGCACGAUCAGUCGGCCGGGCUCGGAGGAGCUGCUGAAGACGAUUGCGCUGGAUGAGCGGCGGGUGGGAGCGUUUGAGCGCCAGGUGCGGCUGGGGAGCCCCAGCAGUGCGCCGAAAGUGGAGGGCGAGGCCAUCUCGGCGAAGUUGGAGGAUGGGGUGCUUGUGGUGGAGUUGCCAAAGACAGAACCGGAUGAUGUGGAGGUGAAGAAGGUGGUGAUUGAGUGA